CCUUCUGCUCCUGCUACGGGGUGCGGCCUGCCCGGCCUCUCGCGCCGCUGCCAUGCGCCCUGCGGCCUUCCCGCUUCCUGUGGUGGUGGCCGCCGUGCUGUGGGGGGCGGCCCCCGCGCGGGGGCUCAUCCGAGCGACCUCGGACCACAACGCCAGCAUGGACUUCGCGGACCUACCCGCUCUCUUCGGGGCCAGCCUGAGCCAGGAGGGCCUGCAGGGCUUCCUUGUGGAGGCUCAGCCGGCCAAUGCCUGCAGCCUCAUUGCCCCUCCGCCCCCAGCCCCGGUCAACGGGUCAGUCUUUAUCGCACUGCUUCGAAGAUUCGACUGCAACUUUGACCUCAAGGUCCUGAAUGCUCAGAAGGCGGGGUAUGGCGCAGCGGUGGUGCACAACGUGGGCUCCAACGAGCUUCUGAACAUGGUGUGGAAUAGCGAGGAAAUCCAGCAGCAGAUCUGGAUCCCGUCCGUGUUUAUUGGGGAGAGGAGCUCCGAGUACCUGCGUGCCCUCUUUGUCUACGAGAAGGGGGCUCGGGUGCUUCUGGUCCCAGACAACAGCUUUCCUCUGGGCUAUUACCUCAUCCCCUUCACAGGCAUCGUGGGCCUACUGGUUCUGGCCAUGGGAGCAGUGAUGGUAGUCCGUUGUAUCCAGCACCGGAAGCGGCUCCAGCGGAAUCGACUGACCAAAGAGCAGCUCAGGCAGAUCCCUACCCAUGACUAUCGGAAAGGAGACCAGUAUGAUGUGUGUGCCAUCUGCCUGGAUGAGUAUGAGGACGGGGACAAACUGAGAGUGCUUCCCUGUGCUCAUGCCUACCACAGCCGUUGCGUGGACCCCUGGCUCACCCAGACCCGGAAGACAUGUCCCAUCUGCAAGCAGCCUGUGCACCGUGGGCCAGGGGAUGAAGACGAGGACGAGACUCAGGGGCAAGAGGGUGAUGAGGAAGGGGAGCCAAGGGACCACCCUGCCUCAGAGCGGACCCCGCUUCUGGGCCCCAGCCCCACGCCACCUGCCUCCUUUGGCUCCCUAGCUCCAACCUCUCCUGUUCUGCCUGGGUCUUCAACAGAUCCCCCACCCGCACCCCCUUCCUCUUCAGCUACCAUCUUGGUCUAAUAGUUCCCUGACCCCCACCCCCGCCAUGCACCCCUCCCAUGACCUAUUUGCACAGCCUCUCAUCCUCGCUCAGUUUUCUGUGUUGAGGGAUGGGGGGCAUUUCCACCCCAGGUUUCUCCCUCCCUCAACCCCAUCCUUUUGAGGGGGUUGGGUCUGGAGAGGGACUGGGUCUUCACUUACUGGGUCAAUAAAGUUUUUGUGAACUAAGGAAA
This is a messenger RNA of Mustela lutreola (European mink), 1317 nucleotides long. RefSeq names its product ring finger protein 167 (gene RNF167). Gene Ontology annotation, biological process: protein ubiquitination; positive regulation of DNA-templated transcription; ubiquitin-dependent protein catabolic process. Gene Ontology annotation, cellular component: cytoplasm; nucleoplasm. Gene Ontology annotation, molecular function: ubiquitin protein ligase activity; zinc ion binding. The record is from RefSeq and is a predicted model, not a curated record. The transcript has 9 exons. NCBI's taxonomy places the organism in Eukaryota, Metazoa, Chordata, Mammalia, Carnivora, Mustelidae. The coding region runs from base 53 to 1105 and encodes 350 amino acids.